Phymastichus coffea is the source of this 573-nucleotide messenger RNA. It is a transcript of the gene Blos4, whose product is annotated as biogenesis of lysosome-related organelles complex 1 subunit 4. NCBI's taxonomy places the organism in Eukaryota, Metazoa, Arthropoda, Insecta, Hymenoptera, Eulophidae. The transcript has 4 exons. The record is from RefSeq and is a predicted model, not a curated record. The coding region runs from base 31 to 540 and encodes 169 amino acids. Gene Ontology annotation, cellular component: BLOC-1 complex.
CAUGUGUAUAGUACACAGUAGUAGUAAAAUAUGGAGGCACCGAGCGAGUCAGUCAAUAUGUCGGCCACAACAGAAGCUGCCGUCGAGGAGGCGGCGAGCGACUAUGCAGCCUUUGCGACCGUUGACAUGGACUCCGAACUGACAGGAAUACAUAACGCUGUUGAAGAAAUGCAAUUACGUUUAGAAGAAUUUACCUCGAUAGUUGGAAUGCUACAGACUAAAGGGGAUAAAGCUAUUACCGACAAUAUGCCGUGUUUUCAAGCCCUACGACCGCAUGUAAAUAAUUUAUGCAAAAGAAUUGAUGCCCUCGACGCUUUUAUUGCAAAGGUUAACGUUGAUCUUAGCACACUCGAAGCGAACAUGGAUGUGGCCGAAUCGACACUCAAACCAUCAGAAAACAAGUUGUCUAUGUUGAAUCCGUUGUCACUUUUCAAAAAAUCGCCAGACCCACCUGAAGAUACAUCCCAGCAAACGGAUUUCGAACCUAUAACAAUUUUUAAAGCUGAUGACUACUUCAAGGGCGAAUCUUCUAAAUCAUGAAACACUUACUUCUCCGAAUGCAGCGCAAAUCAU